This is a messenger RNA of Pangasianodon hypophthalmus (striped catfish), 852 nucleotides long. RefSeq lists its product as uncharacterized. The coding region runs from base 19 to 813 and encodes 264 amino acids. The transcript is spliced from 3 exons. The record is from RefSeq and is a predicted model, not a curated record. Lineage: Eukaryota; Metazoa; Chordata; Actinopteri; Siluriformes; Pangasiidae. Gene Ontology annotation, biological process: response to bacterium.
ACUUCAGCAAGAGGACACAUGCUCUACACAGACCUCAGAGUGAAGAUGCUGAUGAUGAUGUGGAUUACAGUAAUGCUUUUUAAUAAAGAUGCAGAUUCUGCACAGACAGAUGAUGUCAGUCAGCCGAACCCAAUGAUCACUGCUGAUGUUGGUGAUAAUGUGACUCUGCACUGCUUUCGGCAGAGAGAGGAUAACUCUGGAGUCAUCGUUUGGUACAAGCAAAAAGUAGGACACAAGCCUUGUGUAAUGGUCACAGUUCAUCACCAACCCAAUUAUGAAGAUGAGUUCAAGUCACCAAAAUUCAGCAUCAAGAAAGAAAAAAUGAGCUGCCAUUUAAAAAUUGUUAAUGUAGAACCAUCAGAUGAAGCCAUGUAUUACUGUGGACUUACAAAAUUUUUAACUACGUUUGGAAAUGGAACAUUUUUAUCAGUGAAAGGUGAUGGAGAUAUAAAAGUGUCAGUGUUGCAGAGCAGCGUGUUGAACUCGGUUCUUGCAGGAGCAUCAGUGACUCUGCAGUGCUCGGUUCUCUCUGAGAGCAGAGCAGCAGAUCUCCAAGUGCUCUGGUUCAGAGCUGCUCCACCACAAUCCCAUCCGCAAAUCAUUUACACUCAUCACAACAGCAGUCAUCAGUGUGAGAGCAGCUCUUCUACACACACCUGUGUGUACAACUUCUCCAAGAACAUCCUCAGCCUCAAUGAUACUGGCACUUACUACUGCGCUGUGGCCGUGUGUGGGAAGAUCAUUUUUGGGAACGGGACACGAGUACAGUUGGGUAAGAAGUAUAAUGUUUUAGUGAUACACCAGAGUGCAUAGUAGUUAUUUGUCUAUCUGCUCUAUAUCUAUUUACAUGUA